Schizosaccharomyces osmophilus is the source of this 1740-nucleotide messenger RNA. RefSeq names its product inner nuclear membrane protein Ima1 (gene ima1). Lineage: Eukaryota; Fungi; Ascomycota; Schizosaccharomycetes; Schizosaccharomycetales; Schizosaccharomycetaceae. The transcript has a single exon. Gene Ontology annotation, biological process: nuclear inner membrane organization. The coding region runs from base 1 to 1740 and encodes 579 amino acids. The record is from RefSeq and is a predicted model, not a curated record. Gene Ontology annotation, cellular component: microtubule organizing center attachment site; chromosome, centromeric core domain; mitotic spindle pole body.
AUGGUCUGGGGUAAACGAAGUACCGUAGGUAAAGAGACGCCAGAUCAGAAAAACCAAAUAAGCAUGGGCUACAAGGCAUUUAAACGAUGCUUUUCUUGUAACCAAUACGUGAAACGUUCGAGAAAUGGAUCUAUGAAGGAGUGGACCUGUCCUCUCUGUGAAGCUCCAAACCACUUUGAUGAAAAUGGAGAAGUAGUGGACUAUCGCCCUCCAACACCGCCUUCGUAUGAGACAUCUGCUCCUAACUUUCUCUCAAGAUCCGUAGAAAGAAAACAAAUAAAGAGCCCUUUUUGCGAGAACUGCUUGCGAAACCAGCUGCUCGUGAAUCGUAUGCUUGCGGAUUUUCUACCUGAGCAAAACCAUCCUGAUUAUAAGGCUUAUGAAGCUGCCUUUCCUAAAUAUAAAGAAUCUCUAGAAGAAAAAUUUCCUAUUGUUUGUGAUAGUUGCUACGGCCCUGUUCACAAACAAUUGGAAACCAAUAACUAUGAAGCCAAAAAUCAUGUCUUAGGCCAGUGGCUCGUUCAGUCGAAGGAGAAACUUUAUUCGACUCCUUCUUCAAAUACUAGCUCCUUUUCCUCUAUGAUAUGGAUUUUGAGAGGAAUUGGGUUUUUCCUCUUUUAUUCACAUGCUAUAGGCUGGCAUCUUUACCAUUCUAUUAUACCCUCUUUUUUUCCACCAUUUCUUCAAGAAUCGCUGAAGAAGAUUUCUAAAUUCUUCUUGUUGAAUUUAGGUGUGAGCCAAGGUGCAAUGAUCACUUGGCUGGGAUUUUUUGUAAUUUUUUGGAAUCCUUACUGGCUUGUUCUUUCUCAAGAUUCAUCUGCUAGUCUUCAUGGGAGAGAGCAAUACAUUCGUUCUCAGUUCAUCUCUACUCUAAUCCGGCUAGCGUCUGUCUAUAUUUUGAAUCUUUACGAGUUUGCUGUCAAGACUGAAUUUUUUCAAGACGCUAAUAACGUUCGUUCCACAAUCUCUCAAGUUCAUACCGUCCUGUUUUUUGUCGUUAUAUUCUUCUUAAUUGUUAGUUUUUCUUGCCUAGAUUUUCGCUCUCCUCGAAAAAUAAAUUUAGCAGAUACGGCACAUCCAAAAAAGUCAAGGAGAAGCAAGUCUACACUAGCCUCAUUGACAAAAAAGUUACGAGGAAGUUCUUUCAGAGCAAAAAAAAAGGAUAACAAUUCCAAGCCUCCCGUUUUUCCUCAAACAACACCUUUGUCUUCACAUUUUCGAAAGUUGUCAGAAAUGCCUAAGAUCUCACCAAUUUCAAAUCUUCAAAAAAAGCUCGAGGCUCUUCCAACCUCAAGUCCGUAUUCUGCAAAAUCUACUCGUUUUCAAAAUGUACCUCAGAGUUUCAGAGGAAAGGAUUCCAUAAAAACGACGCCAACGUUAACCGAUCCAAAGCCGGAAAUCAACAAAAAGUUAGAUCAAAAUAAGAAGACAGCACAGUUACAAAAAAACCAUGAAGAGGAUACGAAAUCUGCUCUUUUCAAACGUUCUGGCAUAGAAAAUCUAUUUUCCGAGACGCUGAACCUGACCAAUGAUUCUGCUGAAGUUUUAGAAGCCAAAACCACAAUCCGAAGAAGAAACGGGCUUUUAGCUACAGUACUAAGUAUUAGCUUCAUUGCAUUUCUAUGGGCUAUACAACGACUUUUUCAAUUAAACAGGAUGAAUUUUGUUUGUUUGCUCCUUGCGGGGCUAAGCUCUUGUUGUAUUUAUAUGUAUCGCAAUAGCUAUGUUUUAGAGGCAUAA